CUCUCUCUCUCUCUCUCUCUCUCUCUCUCUCAGCAUUCUCUGCUUCUUUUCCUAUGUAGAUAGACAAGAAAGAAAGGAAGGAAGAAAGAAAGUAAACAAUUUUAUUUUUUAUUUUUUGGUUGAAAUUGAUAAUAACAAUAUUGUUAUUAAUAAAUAAGAAGAACAAUAAUUAUGGGGUGUUUUGGCUGCACUGGAGAAUCAAGCAAGCGAUCAGAGAGGAGCAACAGUAGUAGCAUUAAACGCAACGAUCAAACACGACCCACUUCAGGAUCAUUGAAAGUAAAGCCAGUUGCAAAUUUAAAGAAAGAGGAGACUUCUAAUGAUGAUCAGUUAUCUUUGGAUGUAAAGAAUUUAGAUUUGGUGGAUGAGGUUUCUAACAGUGCGAGAAACAAUGGGAAGCUGGCCCAAACAUUUACCUUUGAAGAGCUUGCAGCCGCAACAGGCAAUUUCCGGUCAGAUUGUUUCUUGGGUGAAGGAGGUUUUGGUAAAGUUUACAAGGGGCAUUUGGAUAAAAUCAACCAGGUUGUUGCUAUUAAGCAACUUGAUCCAAAUGGCCUUCAAGGGACUAGGGAGUUUGUAAUUGAAGUAUUAACAUUAAGUCUAGCAGAUCAUCCUAAUCUUGUUAAGUUGAUUGGUUACUGCGCCGAGGGAGAUCAGAGGCUGUUGGUGUAUGAGUACAUGCCAUUAGGAUCUCUAGAAAACCAUUUGUUUGAUCUUCCACGAGAUAGGCAACCACUUGAUUGGAACACAAGAAUGAAAAUCGCUGCUGGUGCAGCAAAGGGUUUAGAGUAUUUGCAUGAUAAAAUGAAACCUCCUGUUAUAUAUCGCGAUCUGAAAUGCUCCAACAUUCUGGUUGGUGAGGGUUAUCAUCCAAAGCUGUCUGAUUUUGGCUUGGCCAAAGUCGGACCCAGUGGGGAUAAGACUCAUGUUUCUACAAGGGUUAUGGGCACAUAUGGAUAUUGUGCGCCAGACUAUGCAAUGACAGGUCAACUAACGUUUAAAUCAGAUGUUUAUAGCUUUGGGGUAGUUCUUUUGGAGCUCAUCACAGGCAGGAAAGCAAUUGAUCAAACGAGGGAUCGUAGCGAGCAGAAUCUUGUUGCUUGGGCACGGCCAAUGUUCAAAGACCGGAGGAACUUUUCCCGCAUGGUUGACCCUUUACUUCAAGGUCAAUAUCCUGUGAGAGGAUUGUAUCAAGCUCUGGCCAUUUCUGCAAUGUGUGUUCAGGAGCAGCCUAAUAUGCGGCCUGCAAUAUCAGAUGUAGUAAUGGCUCUGAAUUAUCUGGCUUCCCAAAAAUAUGAUCCCGAAACUGAUCCAGUGCAAGGUUCCCACAAGAACUCAUCUCGUUCCGGGCAGAAGAAAAAUAAUGAUAGAAGCGCAGGCGACGAUUCUCCAGAUCGUAAUGCAGAAGGCGAAAUAAAUGGUUGAUAGGUUUGUGUAGUGUUUAUAAAGGAUGCCUGGUAUCAAUUUUUGUAUCAUGGAGAUAGCAGGCAGUAACAUCCUUGGACUUCUCAUACAGGAAAUUUCUGUCAUUUUUUUUUUCUUCUCUUCUGCUGUAAAUUGAGCUGUGAUUCUUGUAUGUAAGAUGCAGUCUCUGUAGGAACCAUUUUCGUAAUUCAAUAGACUAGCCUUUGAUUAUUCAUAGUAAC
Molecule: messenger RNA, 1646 nt
Organism: Manihot esculenta (cassava)
Lineage: Eukaryota; Viridiplantae; Streptophyta; Magnoliopsida; Malpighiales; Euphorbiaceae
Product: probable serine/threonine-protein kinase PBL5
Exons: 5
Coding region: 172-1425 (417 amino acids)
Biological process (GO): protein phosphorylation
Molecular function (GO): ATP binding; protein kinase activity
Source: RefSeq, a predicted model, not a curated record